Vigna unguiculata (cowpea) is the source of this 1313-nucleotide messenger RNA. RefSeq lists its product as uncharacterized. Lineage: Eukaryota; Viridiplantae; Streptophyta; Magnoliopsida; Fabales; Fabaceae. The record is from RefSeq and is a predicted model, not a curated record.
GUCACUCACCACACCAACCUUUUGCCUUGUGCAAGGAGGUUUUAGGUCGUGUACCCUUCACAAUAAGAGCUCUCUAUAAAAGGAUCAUCUCAUUAUUGUUUACUUGCUGCAAGAACUUCAGCUAAUUAAAACUCCUACCAAUCACUAUGUUGGAGGGACAUCAAGUUUUUGGCUUUGGCUUUGUUGUAGUUGGUUUGUGGCAUCUCUUCAACAACGUGAAGCUCCAUGCACUUAGUUCCAAAUCCUUCACAUCAACCCUAUGGUUUCCCACCACAAAAUCAAGAUAUUUAGAACUCUACUUUGUGAUGGCAUGCAGCACAAUCUUCAUCUCCUUGGAGCUUUUCAUUUCUCCAGUUCAUCACCAACCAUUUGACCCUGAUGGAACCAUUCCCACCAACCAUCUCCACAACUUUGAACACUCCUCCAUGGCCAUGUCCUUCUUGGUCUAUGCCUUCUUUGCCCUAGUUCUUGAUGCAAAAUGCUCUAAAGCUCAACACGAGUUAACUCAUCUCUUAGGAGCCUUAGCUUUUUCCCAAGAAUACCUCCUCAUCCACUUUCACUCCUCAAAUCACAUUGGACCAGAAAACCAAUACCACUACUUCUUGCAACUUCUGAUUCUUGUUUCCAUUAUCACCACCCUCAUGGGAAUUGGCUACCCUAAGAGCUUCUUGCUCGGCUUUGUUCGUUCCGUGAACAUAGUUUUCCUCGGUGUGUGGCUUAUAGUUACAGGGUUUCUGCUUUAUACGCCAGGGUUUCAAUCCAAAGGGUGCGUCUCGCACGUUAAAGAAUAUAAGGUCACAUGCAGUGACGAUAAGGCUCGUCAUCGUGCUGUUGCUUUGGUGAACAUUCAGUUCAGUUGGCUAUUGAUUGGAAUCACCAUUUUCGCUAUGUGUUUCUACUUGGUUUUGGUUAGAAUAUACGGUGAAAAGGUGGAGUAUGUUUCGUUGAGCAAGGAGGAAUGUUACCUUGAAGAAGAUGAGUCAAACAUUGACAUUGAAUGCCAGAAGAAAAGCAUACAGGGGAAAGUUUAAAACAUGGUUUUUCCCCAGAGCUAAAAAAUUUCACAUUUAGUUUCUUGUAUUCGAAAUUAUUUUUAUUUAAAUGCUUUGGGGUUGCAGGUUCGAUGUUAUUUGAUUUGAUGUAUACAAAAAUCAUUGUCCUCCAUUCCUCCUGUAAUAAUGUAUUUGGAGUAGGCUUGCUUUUGCUAAUCAAUUAGGAUGAAACAAUUGGCUUGGUUGCAUAAACGGUUAAAAUAACUAUCUUAUCUCCAACUACUAUUCUUUAAUAUAAAAAAACUAUCAUUCUUAUACUCA